GGCACCGAGUCACCAGGCACGACAGUGGACUCUGACUCAAUUGGCACGACAGCGGUCACCGGGUCAUCAGGUACCGAUUGUCUGGCUCGACAGCGGGCAUCGGGUCACCAGGUAUGACAGCGGGCACUGGGUCACCAGGCAUCAGGUCAUUUGGCUCGCCAGCGGGCACCGCGUCAUCUGGCAAGGCAGUGGGCACCGAGUCACCAGGUACAACAGCGGGCUCUGAGUCAAUUGGCACGACAGCGGGCACCGGAUCAUCUGGAUCAACAGCGGGCAUCGAGUCAACUGGCCUAAUAGGAUCAUCAGGCUGGAUCAGCUGAGUAGAGGCUCAUCAGGCUGAGUACAGGCAUCAGGCUGAGUACAGGCAUCAGGCUGAAGAGAGGCAUCAGGC
Molecule: messenger RNA, 391 nt
Organism: Staurois parvus
Lineage: Eukaryota; Metazoa; Chordata; Amphibia; Anura; Ranidae
Source: the annotation of a GenBank genome assembly